This is a messenger RNA of Oryza brachyantha (malo sina), 2052 nucleotides long. RefSeq lists its product as uncharacterized. The transcript is spliced from 14 exons. Lineage: Eukaryota; Viridiplantae; Streptophyta; Magnoliopsida; Poales; Poaceae. The record is from RefSeq and is a predicted model, not a curated record. Gene Ontology annotation, molecular function: acyltransferase activity, transferring groups other than amino-acyl groups. The coding region runs from base 16 to 1830 and encodes 604 amino acids.
CCUUCUCCCUCUCCGAUGGGGCGGCCAAGGAAGACGAAGGCCAAGGCCGCCGCCGCCGCCUUCUCGAUCGGCAACUGCAAGGUGGAGAUCCAUGGGGGCUCCAUGAGGUGCCGGUCCACGGAGCAGGCGCUCACCGUCUCCGGGCCCGGGGGCGCGAAGAUCGUGGUGUCUGUCGACGGGGCCAAGAGUUCUGCAGUUGGUGAGGGUUCUGAUUUCAUCCUUCUCGGUCCGAGUGAUGUCGAUGAGCGAAACAAGGCUUUGCUUCAGGAGGUACUGUUGCUUUAUAAGCAAGAACUUCCAGCCAUGGAUUACGCUGCUAAUACUGGAAGGAAGUCAGGGUUUCUUGAAAAAUGUGUAACAAAUGGGAAGUACAAGACUCUAGUUCUGAACUCUACCUCUGCUGCAGGGCAUGAAGAGGUAAUAGCUGCUGUAUCAUAUCAGCUAGUGCCGGCCGACACACAGUAUGCUGAAAUACCUCUGGCAGUCGUGCGAUCUCCUUAUCAACAUGUGGGUAUAGGUCAGCUCUUGUACAAGGAGCUUAGCCAAAGGCUUCAAAAUGUUGGCGUCACAACCAUUUUCUGCUGGGCAGAUCAUGUCUCAGAAGGAUUUUGGCUUAAACAGGGUUUUGAGUCAAUUGGAGAGGUAGACACUAAAGGCAAAAUUGGGCGAAUUCCGUUAAGGGCUGACAUCAAGAGAGCAUUAUGUUUUCCAGGUGGUUCAACGCUUAUGGUUUCACAUCUUAAGGGGUUGCUAGCUCAACAAAAGUGUGUAUUGUCAUCUCAGCAAAUGUCUCAGUUUCACGUGUUUGUACCAGAUAGCAUCUCUCCAAGUGAUACUGGUACUUCAAUUCCCUCCUCCUGUGAAAAACUAGUUCCUCUAAAGAUUGCAUGCCACAAUGUCAGCAAAAUGGCACCAGUGGAAACAAAUGAAGAUUUCCCUGGUAGCGGAGGAUGUUCAUUUCCUGAUCAACAAGCAAAGAAGCGGGCACAUGAAACCUCUUCGUCUUCACUAAAGUCAAAAAGAGUAAGAUGUUCGCAACAUGCUGACCAUCAUCAAGAUAUGAAUCAAAAUGAGAUCUGUUGCAAUCCCCUUUCUAUAAGCAACCCUGUCAGACAUGAAAAUUCACUUCAUCUGAUUCCUGAAGAACUUUCUAAUCCAAGUGCCGUAGCUUUUGUCAAAAGAAAAAUAUCAGGAGAUGCAAAGGCCAAUAUCGGUUCCAUUGGAAGCCCUUCUGUUAUGCUCAUGAAUAUUGCAGAUGAAACGAAGAAAGCACAACUUAUAGAGGUAGUUGAGAUGCUUGGAGGAGUAGUCACUUGUGAAGGAAACUCAUGCACACAUGUCAUUACUGGAAAAGUUCGAAUGACUUUGAAUUUCUGUAUUGCUUUGUGCUCUGGAGCAUGGAUAGUUUCUCCAAAGUGGCUGAAGGAAAGCUUCAAAAGGGGGAAAUUUAUAGGUGAAGCAGAAUAUGUUCUGGAAGAUGAAGAAUUUAAGGUAAAAUACAAGUCUGAACUGAGGGGUGCAGUUAUGAGAGCUAAAGAGAGGCCUUGCUCAUUAUUUUCUGGCUACACUUUCUGCCUGACGAAGUACAUCCAGCCGUCCGUCAAUGUUCUCUCUCGCAUCAUUGAAUCUUCUGGUGGCAAGAUCAUCAAUAAACUGGCUGACAUAAGUGAGCCCUCGAAAACAAUCUUCUUGGCGUGUGAAGACGACAUGGAACUUUCGUUGGAUGCUGCAAAAAGAGGCAUCAAGACAUUCAGCAGUGAGUGGUUCUUGAGCUGUGUCAUGGCACAAGAGCUUGACCUCGAGGCACCUCAGUUUACUGAAUCUCUCUGAUAGGCCUGGAGUAAAGUCAAGGUGCUUAGACUGUAUCUUCACCUUCUCUAAGUUGAUACUUGGCCAGUUGGAACUGUAAAUUCUUCUUUUGGUAUCUCAAAGGCUAAUAUUUCUGUGUAAAUAUGCACAUUAUAUAAUCCCCUCCAGCAACUAUCAACUAUAUGUAUACUCAGAAAGUUUGAUGCAUUGAUGCAUCAUUUGCAUGAAUAUUCUUAGUUCUUA